Messenger RNA from Clupea harengus (Atlantic herring), 3323 nucleotides. RefSeq names its product leucine rich repeat containing 58b (gene lrrc58b). Lineage: Eukaryota; Metazoa; Chordata; Actinopteri; Clupeiformes; Clupeidae. Gene Ontology annotation, molecular function: protein binding. The record is from RefSeq and is a predicted model, not a curated record.
UUUUUGUUACACACGUUCUGGGCCUCAGCUGAGUUUGACUAUAUAGGCUACAUACGGCAUGCUACAUUCUGACCUACAUUAUGUAGUAAAUGUGGAUGUCCAAAUUUCGGCGAGCGCCUGGGAAAGUAUGCCCUCCAUUGACGAAAUGCUUAUAACACCGAGAGGCUUUGUCUUUCAGGAAUUCUGAAUUAUACAAAAUCGCCGGACUUUUUCGUAAACAGUGUAACAUUUAAAUAAGAGGUUUUUUUUGUAGGCUAUAGAAAAUGGAGGUCUUCGAGGGAGCCCACGGUGGUGAAAAUGUCUUGGACUUGUCGCGUUUGAACCUGAACAACCUGAAUUUUGACAACCUCAGCGACAAAAGGAGAGAAGAGACCAAACAAUUAUAUUUGUGUUAUAACCGCCUCACGGUGUUAUCGGAGUCGGUAUCCUUGUUCAUGAACUUAGAAUUUCUGGACAUCAGCUGCAAUGGACUAGCAGCCAUCUGCGACGACAUUACUAGUCUGACAAAGCUGAGGACUCUAAUUGCCAAGAACAAUCGUCUGGAUGAGUUUUCGCUACCAAAAGAAUUUGGAUCAUUGCAGCUCGAAGUAUUGAACUUUAGCGGUAACAGAUUUGAGGAAAUGCCUCCCCAAUUUUUUCAGCUGCAACGACUCCAGUCUCUCUCGCUUGGGGGAAACAGGCUGAAAUCCAUUCCACCCGAGAUAGAACACUUGACAAGCCUGGAGCUGCUGUAUCUCGGAGGCAACCUCAUCACAUCCAUUCCUGUAGAGCUGGCUAACCUGCCUUACCUCAGCUACCUGGUGCUAUGUGACAACCGCAUCCAGAGUGUCCCGCCCCAGCUCAACAGACUCCACUCUCUGCUCUCUCUCAGUCUCCAUAACAACCUCCUCACCUACCUGCCUCGCGAAAUUCUGAGCCUACUUGAGCUUCAGGAGCUCAGUCUCCGCGGCAACCCGCUCGUCGUGCGUUUCGUGAAGGACAUGACCUACGACCCCCCAUCGCUGCUGGAGCUGGCCGGACGGACCAUCAAGACCCGGAACCUCACCUACUCGCUGCAGGACCUCCCCACCAACCUAGUCACCUACCUGGACCUGGCCAGCAAGUGCCCCAACCCAAAGUGUGCAGGGGUGUACUUUGACUCGUGCGUGCGCCACAUCAAGUUUGUGGACUUCUGCGGCAAGUACCGGCUGCCGCUCAUGCACUACCUGUGCUCCCCAGAAUGCACCUCUCCCUGCAGCUCCAACCCGCAGAGCGACGCCGACUCCGAGGACGAACACAACGUCCCGGUCGACCGCCUUCAGAGGGUGUUGCUGGGAUAGUGGAGGAAUUUUGGGAGAAAGGACGCAGGCAUUGCGCCACCAUGGCAACUAAUCCAACCCCAUGCUCUUGUGUAUCAGGCUGGCUUGAUUUCUCUCUCCCUCUCUGUCUUUCUCUCACUCAUGCUUUCAUUUGAGACUCUUUCAUUCCCUCUCUCUCUCUCUCUCUCUUGCUCUCUCUAUUCUCCACAAAGACAGACUACUCCUCUUCAAAUCCCAGCCAUUGGCAAAAAGAAACACUGGUACACUACUACUGACCUCCUUAAUCAGAGAGUCGGAGAGCCUUGUAUGUGCUGUGAUGUGGUGAGGCAUCUGAAGGCAGUUUUCGCUACUUUGUUUUCAGCAGAGGUCUUUUCUACAUUUACCACUGGUCACUGAUCUAGAAUAAAACGUUUGGCAAGGAAAACAUUUACAUGAACUCCUCUGUAUUUCUGAAUUGUUUUGGACUGUUCAUAUCCUGCUGUAAAACAAAGAUGUAUGGGGAAGUAAAUGCCUUAAAAGGAAGGAUUUUGAAGGCUCCAUCAAAAGGAACCUUCAGAGCAUUUUAAGUGCCAAAUGGUCACUCCGACUAUGCAGCUACAGGGCCCUCUCUGGUCCGAUAAAGACAAAGAAGAGCUGUGAAAGUGAUGGUCCACUACUGUACUCUAAAUGCAGUCCGAAACAAGAACCAUCAAAUACCAGGUCAUUCCUCUGGACUCUGGUUUGUCCUCAAAACCCGCUGUCUUGGGAGAAGGCACAGAUAAUCUUUUUGUUUCAAAAAAUUGUGAAGCAGGUCAAGCCUGAAGAUCCAGACAGUUUUUGACUCACGAGUUACUUUUGAACUAACUGGCCUUUUCUCUUCUGUUUGCACAUUAUUGGUGCACUAAUGUUGGCCUCUGGCCAGGUGUCUCAGUGUGAAGAUAAGAAGCUAAUUUUACACUCGCAUUCCCCACCGACCCCACUGUUGACUUUUACUACACCAUGUUGUGAAAUUGCUCGGCUCUAUGGUCUAGAUGGCCUGCUUAUGUUACAUCACCUGUGAACCUACUACAUAUUUGAUCAAAAAGGGCUCAGUCUAGCGCUUUAUAGAUUAAUUCACGGAAAAAAUGUAACAUGUUCAAACCAUUCAUCAUUGGCAAAAUACAUGCAACGUUGAUUAACUAAUUAAGAUUGCUUAUUGUUUUUACACUGUUGCCAUCUAGUGGCGGGAAAACAGGAAUUCCCAUCUGAAUCCAAUUUAACAGCAGAUCUAGUUUGCUAAUGUACAAGUGGAUGGUGAACUCUUGUAAACUCAUGCAGCAGUUCCUUGAUGAAGGAGUUACCGUGGUGAGAUUGCCCCCACUGUGUGUAUGAAAUGUAUUAUUGUAUAUGUCUAUGCCUUUCACCAAGCAACGAAAGCGUCAAAGUGAACAAGACUAGAAUCGAGCCUUAAACAUUUCAUCACAUGAAAUGUGCACCUAUUGUUACAUGGCCUACAGUCUAGUUUAGUGUUUGGUGUUUGGGAUGUGCCUUAAAUAGAAUGUAUGUUCCUAAAGUAGACGACGUACAUGUUAUUUGUUCACGUUGCUGAAGCAAAUAUUCAACACUACAAAAUACAGGAUUUUUUGGUUUUCAAAGCAGCUAAUUUGUUCAGUGCAUAAUGGCCGAUAUUUACAAACCUACCAUAUAAAUACCCAGUUGAUAUUUACUGUAUAACAAAACAGUACUGAUCUCUGUAUGAAAAUGUGACAUCAUUUUUCUUUUGUUGUUUUUAUGUCUUAACAACCUAGAUUUCUAUUAACAACUGCAAAGACCUGAGAAUGCAAUUAAAAAAAAAAAAUGUUUUAUCUUUUCUGCUUUUGUACUACCAGACUUACACAGGAUUUUGGCAACUAAGCACAUUUAUUUAUAAUUAAAGAAGGCAAGCUUUGGUACACUUAUCAUUGAAAGGGAAAUCCUACACAAUUAUUUGAUAGGUAUUUGCACUUUUCCCUUCUGGCGUAGAUUGUAUAACACCCUUAAUAAAUUUAAGAUUGUUGUUUGUUCUAA